Molecule: messenger RNA, 3940 nt
Organism: Pongo pygmaeus (Bornean orangutan)
Lineage: Eukaryota; Metazoa; Chordata; Mammalia; Primates; Hominidae
Product: neuroblastoma breakpoint family member 3-like
Exons: 14
Coding region: 933-2459 (508 amino acids)
Source: RefSeq, a predicted model, not a curated record
GGCCGAGCCUGGAAGUCAGACUAUGGGGCGGUGCGGCAGCGCGAGGCCUGCAGUCCUAAACGCGGGGUCGCUCCGGGCUUCCGAGGGGGUGUGUCUCCCGUCUCUUUAACCUGGCAGGGGCGGUUCAAGUGGCCGGGGAAAUCAGCGAAUUGCAGGGUCAAGGGCUGGUGCUUUGAAAGAGAGGCGGAGGGGAGAGAGGGAUUUUCCCGUCCCCGCUGCACUCUGUCCUCCAUUACUCCUUUUCUCGGCCCGCGCGGCCCGAACCCGUUGUGCGGUAGAGGCGGCCGGGUCCCUUUAAGGCCCCGCUGCGCCUGUGCCUUGGGCUCUGCUGACGCGGCCCAGCCGGACCCUGAGGAGCCAGCGGGCCGCAGGCAAGGUGCUGGGCGGCGGUUGAGACAGCGGCGGUGCUGGGAGGGGUAGGUGAGGGUCGCAAGGCUGCCUGAGCUUCUGAGUGAGCCUGGUGAUUUUGGGAACGCGGGACGGGCGACCUGCGGCGCCAGGAGCGGGGCCGAGGCACGGCGGCACGGCGGUACCGCUGCCUCCUGCCGCCUGGAUGGGAAGUUAAAGUUUACUGCGAAGUCCACCCAGCGCUCCGGAGGUGAGGGCGCCGCGCCAGGCCGGGCGGGAGGCAUUCUGAAGGCAAAUCCUGUUUAGACCCAGGCAAAGGUUCCUGGUGACCCAGGCUCUUACAAGCAGAUUGUCCCUUACCAUCCUCCUGAGGGUGUCUGGAGCUUCAGUGCUGUGUGCUCUUGGCCUCCACGCUGGGGGUGCCACCGACUCCCACUGUCCAGGGCUUCUGAUGGACUCUCCAAGGCACUGAUAUAGAAACUUCCCCAUUUGGUGCACGAAGAGCAGCCUCACACGGUGUGGGCCGACAUGAAGAGCUGCCAGAUCCAACAGAGUAUGAAGAGUGCAAAGACCUUGUAAAACCUAUGCUGAGGAAUGAGCUGCAGUUCAAGGAGGAGAAGCUUGCAGAGCAGCUCAAGCAAGCUGAGGAGCUCAGGCAAUAUAAAGUCCUGGUUCACUCUCAGGAACGAGAGUUGACCCGGUUAAGGGAGAAGUUACAGGAAGGCAGAGAUGGCUCCCGCUCAUUGAAUCAGCAUUUCCAGGCCCUCCUCACUCCGGAUGACCCAGACAAGUCCCAGGGGCAGGACCUCCAAGAACAGCUGGCUGAGGGGUGUAGACUGGCACAGCACCUUGUCCAAAAGCUCAGCCCAGAAAAUGAUGAAGAUGAGGAUGGAGAUGUUCAAGUUGAGGAGGCUGAGAAAGUACAGGAAUCAUCUGCCCCCAGGGAGGUGCAGAAGGCUGAAGAAAGCGAAGUCCCUGAGGACUCACUGGAGGAAUGUGCCAUCACUUGUUCAAAUAGCCACGGCUCUUGUGAGUCCAACCAACCCUACAGGAAAACUAAAAUCACUUUUAAGGAAGACAAAGUCGACUCAACUCUCACUGACUCAUCCUCUCAUGUUGAAUGGGAGGAUGCUGUACACAUUAUCUCAGAAAAUGAAAGUGAUGAUGAAGAGGAGGAAGAAAAGGGACCAGUAUCUCCCAGGAAUCUGCAGGAGUCUGAAGAGGAGGAAGCCCCUCAGGAUACCUGGGAUGAAGGUUAUUCGACUCUCUCAAUUCCUCCUGACAAGUCAGCCUCGUACCAGUAUUACAGGAGCACCUUUCACUCAUUAGAGGAACAGCAAGUCGGCUUGGCUCUUGACAUAGGCAGACAUCGGUGGGAUCAAGUGGAAAAGGAGGACCAAGAGGCAAUGGGUCCCAGGCUCAGCAGGGAGUUAUUGGAUGAGAAAGAGCCUGAAGUCUUGCAGGACUCACUGGAUAGAUGUUAUUCGACUCCUUCAGUUUAUCUUGAACUGCCUGACUUAUGCCAGCCCUACAGAAGUGCCUUUUACUCAUUGGAGGAAUGGCACCUUGGCUUGGCUCUUGACAUGGACAGAAUUAAAAAGGACCAAGAAGAGGAAGAAGACCAAGGCCCACCAUGCCCCAGGCUCAGCAGGGAGCUGCUGGAGGUAGUAGAGCCUGAAGUCUUGCAGGACUCACUGGAUAGAUGUUAUUCAACUCCUUCCAGUUGUCUUGAACUGCCUGACUCCUGCCAGCCCUAUGGAAGUUCCUUUUACUCAUUGGAGGAACAACACGUUGGCUUUUCUCUUGAUGUGGACAAAAUUGAAAAGUACCAAAAAGGGGAAGAAGAUCAAAACCCACCAUGCCCCAGGCUCAACAGCAUGCUGAUGGAAGUGGAAGAGCCUGAAGUCUUGCAGGACUCACUGGAGAGAUGUUAUUCAACUCCUUCAACUUACUUUGAACUACCUGACUCAUUCCAGCACUACAGAAGUGCCUUUUACUCAUUUGAGGAACAGUAUGUCAGCUUGGCCUUUGAUGUGGAAAAUAGGUUUUUUACUUUGACAGUGAUAAGGCUCCACCUGGUCUUCCAGAUGGGAGUCAUAUUUCCACCCUAAGCAGCCCUUACUAAGCUGAGAGAUGUCAUUGCUGCAGGCAGGACCUAUAGGCACAUGUAGGUUUGAAUGAAACUGUAGUUCCAUUUGGAAGCCCAGACAUAGGAUGGGUCAGUGGGCAUGGCUCUAUUCCUAUUCUCAGACCAUGCCAGUGGCAACCUGCACUAAGUCUGAAGACAUUGGACCCAAGUUAGGUGUGACAUGUUCACAUAACUAUGCAGCACAAGCCGGGAGUGAUCUGUCAGACAUUCUAAUUUGAAAUAUGUAUCUCUGGGUAGCUACAAAGUUCCUCAGGGAUUUCACUUGGCAGGCAUGUCUCUGAGCUUCUAUACCUGCUCAAGGUCAGUGUCAUCAUUGUGUUUAGCUCAUCCAAAGGUGUUACCCUGGCUUCAAUGAACCUAACCUCAUUCUUUAUAUCUUCAAUGUUGGCUUGUUUUAGCUAAUCCAUCUGUAACACAGGAGGGAUCCUUGGCUGAGGAUUGUAUUUCAGAACCACUGACUGCUCUUGACAAUUGUUAACCCACUAUUGAUAUCAGUACUUAGGAAGACCACAGCUAGAUGGACAAAGAGCAUUGAGAGGCCUUAGCCCUGCUCCUCUCAAUUCCAUCCUGCAGAGAACAGGAGUCAGAAGCUGCCGGCAGGAGACAGCAUGUCACCCGGGACUCUGCCGGUGCAGAAUAUGAACAAUGCCAUGUUCUUGCAGAAAAUGCUUAGCCUGAGUUUCAUAGGAGGUAAUCACCAGACAACUGCAGAAUGUAGAACACUGAGCAGGACAACUGACCUGUCUCCUUCACAUAGUCCAUGUCACCACGAAUCACACAACAAAAAGGAGAAGAGAUAUUUUGGGUUCAAAAAAAGUAAAAAGAUAAUGUAGCUACAUUUCUUUAGUUAUUUUGAACCCCAAAUAUUUCCUUAUCUUUUUGUUGUUGUCAUUGUUGGUGGUGACAUGGACUUGUUUGUAGAGGCCAGGUCAGUUGUCUGGCUCAAUGGUCUACAUUCUGAAGUUGUCUGAAAAUGUCUUCAUGAUUAAAUUCAGCCUAAACGUUUUGCCGGGAACACUGCAGAGUCAAUGCUGUGAGUUUCCAACCUCAGCCCAUCUGCGGGCAGAGAAGGUCUAGUUUGUCCAUCACCACUAUGAUAUCAGGACUGGUUUCUUGGUUAAGGAGGGGUCUAGGAGAUCUGUCCCUUUUAGAGACACCUUACUUAUAAUGAAGUAUUUGGGAAAGUGGUUUUUAAAAGUAUAAAUGUCCUGUAUUCUAAUGAUCAGCCUCUAAACAUUUUAUCAUUUAUUAAUCAUCCCUGCCUGUGUCUAUUUUUUUUUAGUUUGUCUAUUAUUAUAUUCAUAUCUCUACACUGGCAAUUUUCUGUCUCAAUUUUUACUUUGCCUUUGUUUUUGCUAGAGUCUGUUGUUGAAAAAAAAUUCUCUGCCUGAGUUUUAAUUUUUGUCCAAAGUUAAUUUUAAUCUGUACAAUUAAAAACUUAUG